Messenger RNA from Branchiostoma floridae (Florida lancelet), 3654 nucleotides. Its product is annotated as probable RNA-dependent RNA polymerase 1. Lineage: Eukaryota; Metazoa; Chordata; Leptocardii; Amphioxiformes; Branchiostomatidae. Bases 1 to 3654 code for a protein of 1217 amino acids. The transcript is spliced from 11 exons. The record is from RefSeq and is a predicted model, not a curated record. Gene Ontology annotation, biological process: siRNA processing. Gene Ontology annotation, cellular component: nuclear RNA-directed RNA polymerase complex. Gene Ontology annotation, molecular function: RNA-directed RNA polymerase activity.
AUGAAUAUCAAAUAUAACGACUUGGAGAAAUACAUCUUAGUGACGGAGAAGAAGACCGAAACAUCAGUGUACCUGUUCUUAAAGCACAGGGUCAAGGUUAGCAGAGCACCUGUUGCGUCGUUGGAGUGGGUGGGCGAGAAGACGGUUUGGACCCGCAGGACAAGCUUCUUGGGUUGUCCUGCUGACAUCAUCGGUAACUCCUCCUGCUUGAAGCUCGUUAUCUCCAAUGAAUCCCACUGGAACGACAUCACACAUCAGAUUCUCAGUCGGCUGUGUGGGAGGUGCGGCUUCAAAGCUCACUACCUGUUCACAAAGGAAGAGACGGUAAAAUCAGCGCCCCCUACCGAGCCUAGGUUGCAUGGAUUUGCCAGUGUGUACGCGAUGCAUGCUCUCUUAUCCAGAGGUUUCUCGGCACGAGAUCAGAUGGAGUCAGAGCUAUGUCUCAAGCUGGAGAAGCUGGAAAAUGAAGAGGGGGAAGAUGUCGUUACCGAUGUACUUUACAGAAUCGUCCACAUCAUGGACCAGAACAGGUUUGUGGAUAUAUCGAGGGAAUUUGACGCACUGCUGUCCGCCAGUGACAUACAGCUGGGUCGUCAGGAGAUGUCCCUCCCGGCCACCCUCCGUUACGUGCGUCGCGUCAUCGUCACACCUACCACGCUCCUCUUCCUGCAACCUGAAAUCAUGUUUGAAAACAGGAUGCUGCGUGACUAUGGUGAGGAGUUCUUCCUCAGGGUUUCCUUCCUUGACGAAGGGUUCCAGAAGCUUCAGGGUGGAAUAGCGACGGGAUUGGAGGAAGAGGAUAUAUUUGCACGUGUGAGGAACGUGCUUCAAACUGGGGUCAGGGUCGGAGAGAGGUAUUACAGGUUUCUUGCGGCAUCCAACAGUCAACUCCGCCAACACGGAGUUUGGUUUUUCUCGGAUGACGGAAAGAACACAGCGGAAUCUAUCAGGGCUGAAAUGGGGGACUUCUCUGGCUGUAGAUGUCCAGCAACUUAUCUCGCCAGGAUGGGUCAGUGUUUCUCCACGACAGAGCCGACAGUCGCAAAUGUCGGGAACAACGCCGUCGAGAUCUCCGACAUCACGGGUGGUUACGACCCAGUCAACCGUAAACCGUACUGCUUUUCGGAUGGGAUCGGGAAAAUUUCCAAAGACCUGGCCAGAAAGGUCAGCAGCAAAACAGGUGACAGCCAGAAGGUUCCAUCAGCCUAUCAGAUUCGCUAUGCAGGUGUGAAAGGGAUGCUGGCUGUCGAUCCUACCCUACAGGGGGAGAUCAUGCAGUAUCGUAGUAGCAUGAACAAAUUCUGGUCACUACACGACGUCAUUGAGAUCUGUACAACCAGUCACCCAGGCCGGCUGUUUCUGAACAGGCAAGUCAUCACGAUUCUCUCUCAGCUUGGUGUUCCUGACAUAGUUUUCCAACAACUCCAGCAGGAAAGGCUGUUCGAACUUGCUGAUAUGUUUCUGCUGGAAACGAGCGCGGCUGAAGCCUUGUGUCAGCGGGCACAGAUGAAGGGACUGCCGUACAGGCGGCUGCUGAAGAUGGGAGUCCAGCUCACCACAGAGCCGUUCUUCCGCAGUAUGCUGCAGAAAAUUUACAAGAGUUCAGUAGGAGAAAUAAGAAGGAGAGCCCGGAUAGGGAUCCCACCAGAAUAUGGCCGCAUCAUGUUAGGUGUUCUGGACGAGACGGGCACGUUGGAAUAUGGGCAGGUCUUUGUCCAGUACACCGAGGACAUUGCGAACCAGGACGGCAAAGUCCGCGUGUUGGAAGGUGAUGUGGUGGUGACACGGACCCCGUGCUUACACCCAGGCGAUGUUCGUAAGUUACAGGCUAUUGACGUCCCCGCACUAUAUCAUAUGGUGGACGUCAUCGUCUUUCCCGCCAAAGGACCGCGGCCGCAUCCAAACGAGAUGACGGGAGGGGAUCUAGACGGAGAUGACUUCUUCGUUACCUGGUUACCUGAUCUGAUAUUCAACGGGCCGAAUGAGCAGCCUAUGCAUUUCAGGUCGCCUACCAAGAGAGAGGUUCCUAACGUCACAAUCAAACACCUCAUCGAUUUCAUCGUGGAUUAUAUAAAGAAUGACAGAUUGGGCCUCAUUGCAAACGCACACCUGGUUUUCGCAGACACAGAACCGAUGGGAAUCUUUUCUGAUGUGUGUCAACGGUUGGCGGUAAAACACUCCGACGCUGUGGAUUUUCCAAAGACAGGCGUGUGUCCAGACUUAGACAAGACAGAGCGGCCACUUGAAUAUCCUGACUUCAUGGGAAAAAGAGACAAGACCACAAGGCGGUCAGAGAGAGUUCUGGGUAAGAUGUAUAGGGAGUGUCAGAUGAUCGAAAAUGUCUGUACACAAGUAGAGCGGAAGGGAACUGUUGAACAGGUACAUCCUGAUUACGGCUUGGUUAUAGGCGAGCACGUUAGUUAUGUUAAAAAGGCCAGGCGGAGUAGAGACAGAUACAAUGACCAAUUGCGGUCAUUGAUGGCACAGUACGGGAUUGAGACCGAAUCAGAGGCAGUCUCCGGCUGUAUCGUCAAGCUGCACAAGCACAUGGACGACAGAUACGAACGGUACGAGAUCGAGAGGGUUGCAAAAGUCCGUAUCGAGGAUCUGCGGAAAAGGACGCGUCAAGAUUUCUUUGAAGAGUUUGGAGGAGAAGAGUCUGUCGAAUUGGAUCACCCCCAUGUUUUGAAGAAAGCCUCCGCGUGGUACACUGUUACCUACUCCGACCCAGACGCAAAACUACUCAGCUUUCCGUGGGUUAUUGGUGACAUACUAGGCAUCUUAAACUUAAAGACAGCAACGACUGCUAGAACUGCCUUUUCGGAGUGUCCAGUGAUCGACAAUAUCACACACCAACUGGCAAACGACUACUAUUCCACGACCGAAUUCACCAUCGCGACCUUACGGGCUCCGAACAAAUUCUUUGUGGACAAGCAAGGGACACUUCUGCCGGUAGUCCAGAUGUAUGUAGGCCGUUACGCUAACGUCCUCCCUUUGGUUGCUUUCUUGCGUAAGUGGAUGCACGAGCACCUGCUGACACAUGUACACAGCGCAGACUUAGUCUUCAACAUGCUGUCAUAUGCAGUCAAAGCCGGUUUCAUGGUCGACUUAAGAGAAGCUCCCACUGGAGCGACGAAAGAGUGGCUAAGUCUUACCAGCGAAACUGUCUCGGUGAAAACCAUCGUAGAAUAUUCGUUUGAAAACGGCUGUAGCUUGGGUGAACUCUUGGUCGAAUUCUUCCAGUACAUCAGUUCCCACGAGUUUAAGGAGUCGACUGCCAGUGUGAUGCUGGGAGGUGCGCACGUGGUCUUGGGGGAGGCUAGCAGACGGAACAUCCAGCGAAAGGCACUGUGGACGUACCACAUGCUGUCUCAAACAGGGGACAUCAUAGAGGUUGUGCACGCCGAGACCGUACACGCCAAGGACGAAUUUGUGGCACAGAUACCUCCGCACGUGUGGAGAAAUGGCGUCAAGGACAGGCUGACUAAGGUUCAGGAGUCAAUUGAGCUGGAGACCGGCGCAGAGGUACAGGUCCGACGCCUGACGGGUGUGAGGGGGCCAGCACGGGGACAACUGUACGCCUAUGGAACAAUGGACUCAAUCAGACGUGUACAGUCAUACAUGGAGCGUCUGCACGAUCUACACACAGCGUAG